ACGGGUGACGUAAACAUUAAGCCUAAAAUUUGAAAAGUGUAGGAUAUAGACGGUGCAUAUAUUUUAAUGUAUCAAUUUCCUAGUUGUUUAAUGCUAAAUUAGCUAUCGCACUUAGUAUAACCAAUCGCAUUGCAAGGAAGGAAGGCGUUGGAGUUCUUUUUGGUGCUAAUUGAGAAAUGUUAGAAGCGGAUAUCAAUAAGUGUAAUUAGAAGAAAGGCUUAAAAACUACUAAAUUUUAAUUUAAAUAUUUAAAAGAUCUUUAGAAUGCAAUGCUUCCCCGUCGUCGAUAUGUUGGUGUAUCAGAGCGGCCGAUUCCUGUUGCAGAAGUAGAACCAUACAAUAAACUUGAUAAGAAGGGAACACACUUUCCUUCACAAUCGCCAAGUACUCAUUUCGAGAAAAGUUCCACUGACGGUUUAAGCGGUCAAAGUUUUGAUUUUGAUUUGCUAGAAGAGUUUGUAUUUGAACCUAUAAUGGCGGCCAGGGAUAGGACACAAGAAUUUUCAGCUGCUGUUCGUAGCCUUCAAGGUCGCACUUUAGCUAGACCAAUUGUUAAAGAUGACCGUAAAGCAGCUGUCCUUGCCACAUAUUCGCAAUUCAUGAGUAUGGCUAAGGUGAUAAGCAAAAAUAUUACUAGCACAUAUGCUAAAUUGGAGAAACUAGCUUUGCUUGCAAAGAAAAAGUCACUAUUUGAUGACCGACCAACAGAGAUACAAGAAUUAACUUAUAUAAUCAAAGGAGACCUCAACUCUCUCAAUCAACAGAUUGCUCGCUUGGGUGAAAUGCCAAGAGGUCGCAAAAGUAUGCAUAGCCACUCCUCAAGUGUUGUGUUAGCUCUACAAUCACGUCUUGCAUCAAUGAGCAAUCAGUUUAAACAGGUGUUGGAAGUCAGAUCAGAGAAUUUGAAACUUCAAAAUAGCAGACGAGAGCAGUUUUCAAGCUCAGCACCUAUUGUCAAGGAGGUGCCGUCACUCCUACGUGCAGAUGAUGUCAGCAUUGAUCUUGGGGAAGCUCCAUUACAAGCCCAACAGAUGGCACUGAGAGAUGACAGUGACACUUAUGUGCAACAACGAGCGGAGACAAUGCACAACAUAGAAAGUACUAUUGUGGAAUUAGGAGGAAUAUUCCAGCAGUUGGCACAUAUGGUGAAAGAACAGGAUGAAGCAAUCGGGAGAAUUGACACAAAUAUUGCGGAAGCAGAAAUGAAUGUGGAAGCUGGGCACAGGGAAAUAAUGAAAUAUUUCCAAAGUGUUACUGGUAAUCGAGCAUUGAUGUUUAAAGUAUUUGGUGUGCUGAUAUUUUUCUUUAUUUUCUUUGUGGUAUUUAUGGCUUAAUUUCUUAAAUUCAAAAUAUAUCUGUAAUAUUAAUUAUAGUAGUAUGUAUACAACUUUACUUUGUAUUUCAACCCAUUCUAUAAACAAUUAUUAGUUGUCAGAUUUUUUUGUUGCAUUGUUAAGAUUACUGAUGUUAGUUGGUAUGUCUAAGAAAAUAGGUAAUAUUAUAAAUAUAGAUAAUAUUAUAUAUAUAUAUAUAUACACUCUGAAAACCUUUCAUUUUUUUUUAAAUUUCGACCCUGAAUACCAGUCUUUAAACAAAUAUUGGCAUUUAAAUUCUGCAUUAGUAAAUAUCAUUUCUACUUUAAGAUAGAUUAUUAAGUUCAAACAAUUAUGUAUA
This is a messenger RNA of Pieris brassicae (large cabbage white), 1674 nucleotides long. It is a transcript of the gene Syx5, whose product is annotated as syntaxin-5. Lineage: Eukaryota; Metazoa; Arthropoda; Insecta; Lepidoptera; Pieridae. The coding region runs from base 270 to 1334 and encodes 354 amino acids. The record is from RefSeq and is a predicted model, not a curated record. Gene Ontology annotation, cellular component: Golgi membrane; SNARE complex; endomembrane system. Gene Ontology annotation, biological process: vesicle fusion; intracellular protein transport; endoplasmic reticulum to Golgi vesicle-mediated transport. Gene Ontology annotation, molecular function: SNARE binding; SNAP receptor activity. The transcript has 3 exons.